Messenger RNA from Phaethon lepturus (White-tailed tropicbird), 142 nucleotides. RefSeq names its product PIGY upstream reading frame (gene PYURF). The transcript has a single exon. NCBI's taxonomy places the organism in Eukaryota, Metazoa, Chordata, Aves, Phaethontiformes, Phaethontidae. The record is from RefSeq and is a predicted model, not a curated record. The annotation marks the transcript as partial.
GUAUGAAGAAACUACCAACGAGCUCAUUAACGAAGAGCUGGGCAUUGCAUACCCCAUCAUCGAUGGCAUCCCGAACAUGAUCCCAGAGGCUGCUAGGACGACUCAGAAGAAGCCCCCAGCGGAGGGCUCGAAGCAGCCCUGA